This is a messenger RNA of Funneliformis mosseae, 1335 nucleotides long. The record is from the annotation of a GenBank genome assembly. Lineage: Eukaryota; Fungi; Glomeromycota; Glomeromycetes; Glomerales; Glomeraceae.
AUGCUAUCCUUACAAGCAAAGAACGGUGAUAAUACCACGAUUUUAUCUUUUAGUAGUGAUGCAUUGUCCUUUGAAUCGAAAAAUAAAAUUGGUGGCAUUCGAAUUAUAGUCAAGGCGCUAAUUCCACAUGGAAAAUUAGUAUUGAAGUUGAAUACCUUUUCUUUUGAUGUCUUGGAUGAGGAAAUUGCUAAAUUAUGGAUCGAAAACGUAAAUGCUAUUGUAUAUAAAGAUACUAAAAAAGAGAAAAGACUCAAGAUAUUCAUUAAUCCUUUUGGCGGAUCUGGUAGAGCAAUGAAAAUCUUCAAUAAUUCCGUUAAACCAAUAUUUGAUGCAGCAAGGUGCAAAUAUGACAUUACUUUAACGGAAUAUUCGAAUCAUGCCAAAGAAAUUGUUAAAGAUUUGGAUCUAAAAGAUUAUGACACCAUCGUUACGGCGAGUGGUGAUGGAAUCGUUCACGAAGUCAUCAAUGGACUCUUAUCACGUGAUGACGCACUUGACAUCGAUAUUCCAAUUGGGGUUGUUCCCGCAGGUAGCGGAAACGGAUUGAGUUUUUGUCUCUUGGGAAACGAUCACGGUAAUAGCGCGUCGCAUGCCGCUCUAAACGUCGUCAAAGGCGUUCCAAUGAAAAUUGAUGUGUGUUCAGUGACACAAGGAAAUCAAAGAUAUUAUUCUUUCAUGACAAUAAAUUAUGGUAUAAUAGCCGAUUGCGAUUUGUCAACAGAACAUUUGAGAUUUAUGAAGGAUUUACGGUUCGUGGUUGGUGCCUUACAAGCAUUAUUAGCAAAUCGAAGAUAUGGUUGUGAGAUAGCUAUGAAAGUUGUCGAGGAUAAUAUUGAGAAAAUUAAACAAGGAUAUCAUAAAACAUAUGAUGCAUCAACAUCAUGUAUCGAAGACAAUCGAGAUAAAUCGGAGGGGAUUAAGGAUAAGUUUGGAAGUGUAAAUGAUCCGAUCCCAUCAGAUUGGACCGUUUUAAAUGAUGAUGGAUAUAUCUUCAUCGCAGGCAAGAUCCCAUGGAUAUCCAAAGGACAAAUUGUAUUUCCUUGUGCGUUACCAUCUGAUGGACUCUUAGAUUUAAUGGUCGUUAAUACUGAGAAAGUAUCAAGAAUGAAAGUUGCAAGUAUAUUGACCUCAUUUGAAGAAUCAUCUCAUAUUAACAUGAAGGAGGUCAAUUAUUAUAAGGUAGCGGCGUUGCGAUUAACCCCCAAAAACAAAGAUGUUGGAUACAUUAGCAUUGAUGGAGAAAGGGUUCCAUUUGAACCAUUUCAGGUCGAAGUACAUUCUAAAUUAAUAAAUGUGCUAAGUAUAGACGGGAGAUAUGCUUCUACAAACGUAUAG